GGGAUUAAUAUUCGGAUGACAGGAAUCAGUCGCGCAAGACUCGUUGACAGAACAGUAUUUAUUUUUCGCGAUCGAAACAUGAAUUUAUCAUGGGUACUUCCGAUCUCUGGAUAAAAGACAUUCUCACUGUUUAUGGAUCUACUCUCUUGACUAUUCUGAUAAUUGUUUAUAUUAUUAAUUGGCGCUGGACGAAAUUUGUGAAGAAUAUCUAUCGACUGCAUUUGAUGGGAUUCGAAACAGAAUGUGCUGAGUUGGCAGUGAAUUAUAAGGAACGAUUAUUUGCUCCAUUAAAUGAAGCAUUCAGUAAUGAUGAAAUAUUAAAGGUGGAAGGGGCUAUUAGAUUGUUAGAAAUCGGAGUGAAAACUGGGGAGAAUUUCCAUUUUUACCCCGACAAAACUCAUCUCAUCUGUGUGGACUGGAAUUAUAAAUUGGAAGAUUACUUAACGAAAAGCGAUCGCGCCUGGCAAUUCUCGCAUAUUAAAUUUGAGAAGCUGAUAAUCGGCGAUGGGACAUCAUUAAAAGAGAUUCCGAGUAAUUAUGUGGAUGCUGUUGUCACGGUGAGAUCAUUGUGUUCAUGUUCCUCAGUGCGAGAGACUCUGGGGGAAAUUCGAAGAGUUCUAGCACCGGGAGGGAAAUAUUUUUUUCUGGAGCACAUCCCAGAGCAGGAGGAGACAUUCACACACUGGUUCCAGUGGUUUUUAACAAAAUCUAAAAUCUACCCGUCAUUAUUCGGUGAUUGCAGACUAGAUUCUAGUCCUCUCAACGAUAUAAACACCGCGGGUUUCUCAAAAAUCUCCUGUGAAUCAAUUAUCCUCAAAGGCUACGUCACGCAUCCGUAUCAUUUAUAUUUAACUCGAAACCACAUUAUGGGCAUUGCCAGUAAAUAAUUAAAUAAAAUACAGAUGCAUAACAUCGGA
This is a messenger RNA of Fopius arisanus, 917 nucleotides long. RefSeq names its product methyltransferase-like protein 7A. The record is from RefSeq and is a predicted model, not a curated record. Gene Ontology annotation, molecular function: S-adenosylmethionine-dependent methyltransferase activity. The coding region runs from base 90 to 887 and encodes 265 amino acids. The transcript has 3 exons. Lineage: Eukaryota; Metazoa; Arthropoda; Insecta; Hymenoptera; Braconidae.